Messenger RNA from Cuscuta europaea, 1041 nucleotides. Lineage: Eukaryota; Viridiplantae; Streptophyta; Magnoliopsida; Solanales; Convolvulaceae. The record is from the annotation of a GenBank genome assembly.
GGAAUAUUAAAUAAAAUAAAAAAAGCACACGAAAAAUGGACCCAAAGCAUUACCGCGCCAAAUUUCAAAGCUUAAGAAACGAAAAGCAGAGCACUUCGGAUUUUGGUAGCUAAAUAACAAUGGGAGAAGAACAAGUGUUCCCAAACAGCAACGAACUCGUGGUUGCAGAAUCUCUUCUUCUCCUAUCCUUCACGCCUCCAUCUCCUUCUCUUCCCAGCAUGAUCAAACACGAGAGCUCCUUGCCGUUAAUUGAUUUGAGCACCGGAACUGUUUGCUUUUCAAAAUCAAAACCACAAUCGUGUGCCUCUAUUUUGUCUGAUGUGACCUGGGAUGGUGAUGGCUCAUCUGUAGAUGCUCAAUCACAUUCAUGUAGGAAGAAGCUUGAGGUGGUUCGGAAGAAGAGGUCACUGAGCUUCUGCAUUUCUGAUGAAGAGAAAAUCCGCCCAGUAAAGGAGAUGCCAGUCGUAACUAAACCGCCUGCUGCCUCUUCAUGCCUGUCGAAUGAGUCUGAAUCCAGCACCAUUUCCAGCGCAGGUAGCCAUGGCAGUGCCAGCAUCAUGGGCAAGCAGCGGGACAAGGCAAAACCAGUGACUGAAGUGUUGAAAUCAAAGAAAAAGCGGCCAGAGUUGACACACAUAAGACGCAGGUCAGAGGCUAUCUUGAACAUCUUGUCUCAUGAAUCUGCUUCUGAAGUCAAGAUCCGCAAGCUUCUCGGUGAUAGCCCUGACACUAGCAAAGCCCUGAGAUUGCUGCUCAAGUUGGAAGAAGUGACAAGAUCUGGGGCUGGAGGACAAAAAGAUCCAUAUAUUUACACAAUCAGAUCAGCACAUAAAUAACACCAAAUUAGCAAACUUCAGAAAGGGGAAUGUUAGAUUUUUAAAAACUUCAUAGAUGCAUCAUGCAUGUGUAUAACUCCACUAUUUACCAUUUUACGGUAUAGUGGACAGAUCAAUUAUUGUGAUGCUUUCAAGUAUAUAAUAUAUACAAAGACCUACAAGUACUACAUCAAGUACUACAGUUCAAAUAUGAAUGUAAGCUAUA